GGCGGCGGCGGUUGCUCAGGGGCGUGCGGGCACCGCACUGAUUGAGCCGAGAUGUCGCCCCACGGGGAGAAGUAACCCUCCUGCGGCAGGGCGGAAAAGCAAUUUCAUUUCCAUAUUGAUGACCAUGCAGCCUGCAAUUCAAGUAUGGUUUGGAGAAGACCUGCCCCUCAGUCCACGGAGUCCUCUGACCCCCAGACAUGGGCCAGGCUUGGCUGACGUGUGUCAGUAUGAUGAGUGGAUAGCUGUGAGGCACGAAGCCACCCUGUUGCCCAUGCAAGAGGACCUGUCAAUCUGGUUAUCCGGUUUAUUAGGUAUCGAACUUAAGGCAGAAAGAUUAUUGGAAGAGCUGGAUAAUGGAGUACUGUUAUGCCAACUGAUUGAUGUUCUUCAACACAUGGUGAAAACAUGCAACUCUGAAGAACCAGGGAAUUUUCCAAUGAGAAAAGUGCCCUGUAAGAAAGAUGCUGCCUCAGGUUCAUUCUUUGCUAGAGACAAUACCGCGAACUUCCUUCACUGGUGCAGGCAUGUUGGGGUUGAUGAGACUUACCUCUUUGAAUCUGAAGGAUUAGUUCUGCACAAAGAUCCAAGACAGGUGUAUCUUUGUCUUCUUGAAAUUGGUAGAAUUGUGUCAAGGUAUGUUACACAUAUUGCUGAAGACCCUCCUUGUAGCUGUUCUCAUCGAUUUUCUAUUGAAUACUUAUCGGAAGGACGGUACCGGCUAGGAGAUAAAAUACUCUUUAUAAGAAUGCUUCAUGGAAAACAUGUCAUGGUCCGUGUUGGUGGAGGCUGGGAUACUCUUCAAGGAUUUUUGCUUAAAUAUGAUCCCUGUCGAAUAUUACAGUUUGCUACGCUAGAACAAAAAAUUCUAGCAUUUCAAAAAGGCGUCUCUAGUGAGAGCACACCCGAUUCGCCUGCCAGAACACCGCAGCCUCCUGAAAUGAAUCCGUUGUCGGCAGUCAGCAUGUUUCAGAAACAAAAACCAAGACCUGGCACGCCAGCUGGUGUUCCAAGGGGCAAAGAAAAGCAGGUAUGCCCACCAGGUGUGUUGCUGCCUGCCUCUUCCCUGAAAGGAGGUAAUCUGGGCUCCAUGACAGUCCGUUCCAAAAUGCCAAAUUCACCAACAGUGUCUUCUCAUCUCAAACUCAGAUCUUCAAAAGGCAUAACAAAGAAACCGCAGGCCCCUUCAAACAAUGCGUCACCUUCACUUGCUUCUUUAAACCCAGUAGGGAAAAGCACUUCUUCACCAGCUUUAUCAAGAACUGUGCCUUGUGUGUCUGUGUCACUGAGAAAAGAUAUCUCAUCACCUAAUACUCCGAAGGCCAAGUUUGUUCCAGGCCAGAGGUCAAGAGAUGUGCCUGCGUCCACACUUUUGCCAAAUAAGUGUUCUGCAAAAACUGAGCCAAAGCACUUGAAACACAAUCACGUAUCUUCCAGGCAUAAUGCAGCAUCUCACUCAGCUGCUCAUUUUAGUUCAUCACUGAAGUGUCCACAGCUCCCUAAACCUACUCCUUCUGUCCAGGCCCCUGCAAAAGUGACACAACCCAGUUCCAAAACCAUAGCCGCAGGUCUGGGAACACGGCCUCAGCCAUCUGAUGGAGCCCCGCAGGCAGGGGCGGUGCCAGCACAGAAACUUCAGUCAGCCUUGAAACUAAACCAGCCACUUUCUGUAUCUUCAGUUGCUCUUGCAAAAGCUGCGCAGGAAUCGAAAGAUAAGAAUAUAGGUCCAGUUGCCGGAAAGCAGCCUCAGAGUAAAAGCACAUCCCAGAAGACAGGACCCAGCUCCUCAAAGGCCCCUGGCCGUACCCCACUGUCCGUCAUGAGUCUUCCUCAGUCUUCGGCCAAAACACCAAGUAUACCUAAGGCAGCACAGACUGCCACUAAGAGCCAGUGUUCAGCCAAAGGAUCCCCCAAAAGUGGCAAAGCCCCAGCUUCAACCAGGAAACCACCCCCAUCUGGUCAGGAAGCCGUCAGUGGAGAUAAAAAACCUACUGCAAAGAAAAAGGAAGACGAUGACCAUUAUUUUGUUAUGACUGGAAGUAAGAAACCUAGAAAGUAAAUACAAAUGUGCUGUUUUAAGAAAACAGGAAGAGAGUGACUGUUAGCUUCACAACUUAAAAGAUUCUCCUAUUUGUCUUUGGGCAAAUAGGUUCAGACAUUAAGCACAAUAGUAUGGGGAUCAGGGAUCGGGAUGGGGAUAGAGGUUGGGGUGAGGAGAGGGCUCAGUAGGAUUUACAUAUCUGACUUUGCCAGAAGGGGCCCUUUUGAGGUACCCUUGGUGAGUUGUAAAGUCACCAUAAGGUUAUAGGUUAUCUGAUUUUCAUUCCAUAGAACCUUCAUUAAUAUCUGCCCUUUAAGGGAAAUGUAAAGUCAAAUAACACUAUUAGAGCUGUAACUAUAUUUGCUAUAUUUUUGAAUGUGUAUUAAGUAUAGGUUUAUAUUUAUAUAGAGAGGUGUAAUACAUCUGCUACUAGCAACCUGGGUGCUCUUAAUAUUAGUUAUUGUAUUUUAGUAAAAAUGGUUUAGCAAUGGUUUGACACUUGUCCUACACACGGCACCUGAUUUAGGUUUCUAAUCAGGAUUGCUGAUCAUAUAAUGGUGGCUGCUGAAGAUUAGCUUGGCAGUAUUCUGGGUUUGGUAAAAUUCUUAUUACUGUUUUUUUUUUUUUACGCUUUUCAAAUCUGAAGGAGCUGAUUUUUUAACUGGCUUAUAUUAAUGUUGGUAAUAUUUUGCUACCAACAUUUUUGGUAAAAAAGAAAGAAAAGGAAGGCAGGAAGGAAGGAAAUAAGGUAUUGAAAUGUAAACAAAUUUGGUAAAAAGAACAGAUUUUUUUAUAUAUUAUAAGAAUUUAUACCUUAUAUUUUAGAUGGAUGUUGUGCAAUGUGAAAGGGGAAACUUUAGUAACUUUUAGCAUAUUAAAAUACUUUUUAAUAAUGUAAUUUUCUAUGAGUGCAGAUAUGAAUUUUUACAUUAAUGUUUUAACAUCAGAAUUACAUUUUAACAAUUUUAAAAUUAAAGUGCUAAAGAAUCUUAGAAUGGUGCUAUAUAAAAUUCUAUCGGGGUGGUUAUUUUUCUUUAGCACAAUACUAGUUGUAAUUAGAUUCUUCCAGUUACAGUAAUUUUCUUUUAUAAAGUCAUUCUGCCUUCAGGUUUCAAUGGCAAGUCAACAGCACAUAUGCAGCAUGUUCUGCUGUGGGUGCAGAUUCUUUGAGAAACAUACCCAGGUCAUGUGUUACUUCAUAGACUCCAUUGAAUAAGAUGAUGUUUGUAAAUAAUUUGUUUUUGAAGAGAUUGUGACUAUUUAAAAAAUUAUUAAUGUACUUUCAGAAGUUUUAGGGGUAUGUUUAAUAACUGUACAGUAUUAUCAGUUAUCACAGGUUAUUAUGUUCAAUAGUGAGGUUUGUGUUUCUCUAUUUUAAACUACAAUGUGUUUUCUAAAGAAAAAUAAUGGUUUCCACAAAUGUGCAAUCAUAGAAUAAGCACCUUAAGCUGACUACUGUUCCAUAGAUUAUAAAGUAAGAAAACUGUAUAAAGCUAAGUGAUCUUUUGUCUGAGCAAUACAGUUAAAAUCAAAGAUAUACGCAGGAUAGAUUUUGGAACAAUUGAUACUUCUCUUGUUAAAAGAGAUAGUUGCCAAAUAUUUGGUUUAGUUCUACUGUUGACCUGGGCAUUGAGAGAUAAUAUGUACCUCUUUCAAAAGUGAAGUCAAUGUUCAAGAAAUGCUAGAAGCUUUACAUUUUUAGUGGUCAGAAAUAUUUAAUGCAUCUUUCAAAGAGGAAAUUUUUACCAUCAAGGUAAAAAUUCCCUUGUAAGAUGAAACAAUACUUCUUUAUCAGUAACAUCUAGAACUUAAAAGUAAAUGAUAUUACAGCCAACCUAUGAAUCCAGGUAGACUUUACAGUGUGUCAACAGUAACUUUUGUGUGGAGUCAUCAGGAAUAAAAGUAUCCCACAGACAUCUGGCACAAAUUCCAAUAAUUGUUUUUUUUAAAAAUUGGAAAUUAAUUUUAAAAUAACCUUAAUUCUUCAUCAGUAUGGAAUUUCUCCAAUUAUAUUCAUGUUGAAUGAAUUUUCAAUUAUGUAUAGCUUACCUUUUCAAAAUAAAUGUUUUCUGAAAUAAACAAUGGCUGAAAGAUACUUUCUUCAAAUGUAUUUUGAAAUGUUAAAAAGCUAGUGCCUCUAAUUUUCACAAGUUUUAAGAUUGUUGAAGAUGGAAAGUUUUCACUUCUUCUGAAUAAUAGUGCAAGAUUAUGCAAGAUUUUUGUUUAAUAUUUAGUGAGUUAAUAUUAAGCUUAAAUUCCUGAAGUAACCAGAAGAAAUAGUGUGUACUUUUAAAAAAGAAUG
This is a messenger RNA of Hipposideros armiger (great roundleaf bat), 4340 nucleotides long. RefSeq names its product growth arrest specific 2 like 3 (gene GAS2L3). The record is from RefSeq and is a predicted model, not a curated record. Gene Ontology annotation, molecular function: actin filament binding; cytoskeletal adaptor activity; microtubule binding. The transcript has 8 exons. Gene Ontology annotation, biological process: actin crosslink formation. Gene Ontology annotation, cellular component: actin filament. Bases 119 to 2056 code for a protein of 645 amino acids. Lineage: Eukaryota; Metazoa; Chordata; Mammalia; Chiroptera; Hipposideridae.